Trematosphaeria pertusa is the source of this 1155-nucleotide messenger RNA. RefSeq lists its product as uncharacterized. The record is from RefSeq and is a predicted model, not a curated record. The transcript has a single exon. The coding region runs from base 142 to 975 and encodes 277 amino acids. NCBI's taxonomy places the organism in Eukaryota, Fungi, Ascomycota, Dothideomycetes, Pleosporales, Trematosphaeriaceae.
GACAACCACUUUUCAUUCUUUAUCUCUCUUUACAGACCCACACCUCUCCUAGCUUCUUACAACUUACCGGAUACCAGAGGAAUAGCGAAGUCAUUGCAACGAUUGCGCAACGGCAAUUCGUGUAUAUCAAAUCAGAGCAGAAUGCCAAUUUCGACCAGAACAUCUACCACGCUUCUUGAUCCGGCAGCACAGCCCGAUAACUCCGGUAAUGCUCAACAAGAUGUACUCCCAGGCUAUGAGAACACGCCCGACUACUCUGCAGAGACCUACCACCAACCCCUCGUGACAUACCACCUCCGCGCAACCAAGACCAACACAUCACACCUCGUGCCCUUCGAACCCACAGCCAGCAAGUCCCAUCCAUCGUAUGAGAUCCGCUACCGUUCCAGCACCGCCUUGCCUAUCUUCAACCGCAAAGGCGACAUCUCCGUCUCGCGGACAUGGCUUUCUAGCGAAGCCUCAUCCACCACGGUGAUAGCCCGCGCAGACUUCCACGACAAAGGGCCGCUGCCGUACUGUCCGCGAGCCCGCUUCACGCUCGACAGCCCCGUCGAAGGCAAUCCCGCCACUACCAUCGAGAUGUCCUCCCCGAACUGGAAAAAUUGGAAGUUUUCUUAUGAAGCUGCGUCCUAUGUAUGGACGCUCCGCGACAUCCCCGCGUGCAUCGAGCUCUCGUCCGCGGAUUCCUACUCGGACACGGCACCGCCGGUCAUCGCGCGCUUUACGUACGGCAAGGUGGGGACGAAGGUGCUGGCGGGUGGGGAGGUUGGGCAGCUGGAGGUCUGGAGGGAUGCGUUGACGGAGAGUACUGUGGGGAGGGAGGUUGUGGUGUUGGGGUGUUUGGUUGUAGUGAAGUACUUUGUGGGGCUGGGGAGGCGGUAUAGGAAUGAUGGGAGUGGGGGGAGUGGUGCAGGGGCGUUGAUUAAUCCGAAGGGGGAUGAGCGCGCGAGGAAGAGGGGGAUGGGGAUGUUCUGAGUGGAUGAAGAUGAGAGGAGCGAGUCUUGGUAAUUGAUGAGUGUACUGUGUAUUGCCAUGGAUAAUGACCCGAUAGAGCUAGAGAUAUCUUCGGUUUGGCAGGUGUCGGCCACUCUGCGCGGUGACUUAGCAUCUAAAUCAGGGGUACCACAUACAUCGUCAAAGGAGCAUGCGAUGUGG